AUGAACCCUGCUUCCUCCCGAGCCGCGGUGCGCUCUAUGGCCACCCUGACACAUGCGACCAGAGCUGCCAACCCCGCAGCCCGCAGCGUCCUGUCGGUUGCUGCUCGCUCCCCGGCCUUUGCUAGCCGGGCCCUGAGCUCCAAUAGCCGUCAGAUCGGCCAAUUCCCCCGCCUUCAGUUCCUCGCCAACAACAAGAGAGCCUUCAGCACCACCGUCACCAUGUCUUCCGGUUCUCGUACUGAGAGUGAUGCCUUCGGCGAAAUCCAGGUUCCUGCAGACAAGUACUGGGGUGCCCAGACCCAGCGCUCCCUGGGUAACUUCGACAUCAACCAGCCCCAGGACCGCAUGCCCGCCCCGGUGGUCAAGGCCUUCGGUAUCCUGAAGGGUGCUGCUGCCACUGUGAACAUGAAGUACGGUCUGGACCCCAAGAUCGGCGAGGCCAUCCAGAAGGCCGCUGCUGAGGUUGCCGAGGGCAAGCUGCUCGACCACUUCCCUCUGGUCGUCUGGCAGACCGGCUCUGGCACCCAGUCUAACAUGAACUCCAACGAGGUCAUCUCUAACCGUGCCAUUGAGAUCCUGGGUGGUACCAUGGGCUCCAAGACCCCCGUCCACCCUAACGACCACGUCAACAUGUCCGCCUCUUCCAACGACUCCUUCCCCACCGUCAUGCACAUUGCGGCCGUCCUGGAGCUCGAGAACACUCUGCUGCCUUCCCUGAAGAAGCUGCGCGAUGCGCUGCAGGUCAAGGUCGACAAAUUUCAGCAGAUCAUCAAGAUCGGCCGUACCCACUUGCAGGAUGCCACUCCCCUCACCCUGGGCCAGGAGUUCUCCGGCUACGUUGCUCAGCUUGACCGCAACAUCGAGCGCGUCGAGUCCAGCAUCCCCCACCUGCGUUUCCUCGCUCAGGGUGGUACCGCUGUCGGCACCGGCCUGAACACCUUCAAGGGCUUCGACGAGGCUGUUGCCGCCGAGAUCUCCAAGCUGACUGGCACCGAGUUCAAGACCGCCCCCAACAAGUUCGAGGUUCUGGCCGCCCACGAUUCCAUCGUUGAGGCCUCCGGUUCCCUGAACACUCUGGCCGCCUCUCUGUUCAAGAUUGCCCAGGAUAUCCGCUACCUCGGCUCCGGCCCCCGUUGCGGUCUGGGCGAGCUGAGCCUGCCCGAGAACGAGCCCGGCUCGUCCAUCAUGCCCGGCAAGGUUAACCCUACCCAGUGCGAGUCCCUCACCAUGGUCUGCUCCCAGGUCAUGGGUAACCACGUCGCCGCGACCAUUGGCGGCAUGAACGGCCAGUUCGAGUUGAAUGUCUUCAAGCCGGUCAUGAUCAGCAACUUGCUCCACAGCGUCCGUAUCCUGUCCGAUGGCAUGAACAGCUUCCGCCUCCACUUGGUCGAGGGUCUUGAGGCCAACGAGUCUCGCAUCAACGCUCUUCUGCACGAGAGUCUGAUGCUCGUGACCUGCCUGAACCCCGUCAUUGGCUACGACAUGGCCUCCAAGGUGGCCAAGAACGCCCACAAGAAGGGUCUCACCCUGAAGCAGAGUGCCAUGGAGCUCAAGGCCCUGAGCGAGGAGGACUUCGACAAGUACGUCCGCCCCGAGCUGAUGCUGGCUCCCAAGGAGAAGAAAUAG
Molecule: messenger RNA, 1626 nt
Organism: Penicillium macrosclerotiorum
Lineage: Eukaryota; Fungi; Ascomycota; Eurotiomycetes; Eurotiales; Aspergillaceae
Product: class II fumarate hydratase
Exons: 6
Coding region: 1-1626 (541 amino acids)
Biological process (GO): tricarboxylic acid cycle; malate metabolic process; fumarate metabolic process
Cellular component (GO): tricarboxylic acid cycle heteromeric enzyme complex; mitochondrion
Molecular function (GO): fumarate hydratase activity
Source: RefSeq, a predicted model, not a curated record